AUGGCAACAACUACGCCAGUGACAUAUUGGAUGAUCUUAGACGAUUUUUAUACCUUUUUAAUUGACAUCACAACCAUCCCAAGAAGGAAAAUGGCCGAUGUUGAAGAAUUGAUUCAGGACUCCGUAGGGUUUCUCCACAAAACUUUUGACGCACUCCCCACUUCACUUCAUUCUAUUAAAAAUGAACCACUUUCAUCCACACUGUUUGAUGACAGCAUUCUCAAUUUUGAGUGGGAACCGCUCAAGAACUGUAUCUCGAUGGUUCAUGACAGAGAUCUUUUAGUUGACACUGUACUAAAGAAGUUCAUCAUAGAUUCAAUGACGAAUGCUAUCGAAGAUGAUGAAGUAAAUAAUUUUGAAAGAGGGUUGCUGAAUUCGUGCAUAUGCCUCGACUUUGUGUAUAAUGCAAGACGUAACAGAAAAACUCCGUCCACUUGGGGAAACACUUUUUUUGACUUAUUUUCUACAACCAUUGAUCUGCUAAACUCACCAUCUUCGUUUUUGAAAUUUUGGCCCUAUGCUGAAUCGCGUAUCGAAUGGUUUAAAAUGAACACAUCAGUCGAACCAAUUUUGUUUGGAGAAAGCAAUUUGAUUAGUUACAAACAACCGCUAUACGAAAAAUUGCGUCACUGGAAUGAUGUAUUGGCCAAAUUAGAGAAUAACGACAUGCUAAAUACGACUAAGCACUUUAACAUGAAAUUCAAACUCGAAAACUUUUUAUCAGAGCUAUUACCCAUAAACGAAGAAUCAAAUUUCAAUAGAUCAGCCUCUAUUUCUGCUUUACAAUAUUCUGACAGCAAAUGGAACAAAACAAUUUCUGGACGAGAAAGUAGCCAUAAUUCAGACGCUAUUUUUUCUGCCGAUUAUAACUUUGUCUUUGAGAACCUAAUUACUCGUCCGAUUGAAUUUGCUUUCAGCGAUGUAGAAUUUAAAAAUGAUGUUGAUAGGUCUCUGGCCCCCCUUCUUGAUGCAAUUUUAGAGAUUGAGGAAGGCUUUUACGGUAAAAUUAAAAAAAACAAUAAGACCCGAUUUGCCUUAGAGGAAACUUUAAACAACGAGUAUUAUGCCAACUACGAUGUUAUGACACCUACGUUACCUGUAUAUAUGAAGCAAUCAAGUUCAAUGAAGAUGGACAGGAACGAAUUUUGGCUAGAUCUACAAAAUAUCAAAGAAUCAAGAGACUUCCUUCUUCGGCCCACCAUUAUGGAUAUCUCAUUAAGCAAUACAAACAGUCUUUAUAGACAACUGACUCAAGAGGAUGACGACUAUUAUCGCAAGCAAUUCAUCUUGCAAUUGUGUUUUACUGUGAACCUCGUACGAAAUCUGAUCUCGUCAGAAGAAACUAGGCAUUUUUAUAAGAGCUGCUAUUUGAGGGAAAAUCCAAUGAGCCAUAUCAAUUUUGAAAACCUUGACGAAAAUAAUAAAAAGCGUGGUCUCAACCUGUGUUCAUAUAUUUGUGACAACCGUAUUCUGAAAUUCUAUAAGAUCAAAGACCCCGACUUUCAUAGCAUCGUCCAAAAAUUGCUAUCUUCAGAUGAAAAUUUUGUAACAGCCAAAAUUGACGGCUUCAAAGAAUUUCAGAGUUUUAAGAUUUCUAAUGAGAAAAUAUCCUCACCCAACUUUGAUAAAAGUUUCAAAAAGUUUACCUUUGUCAAGAUGGGAAAUAAGUCUAUCAACAGCAUCUGGAAAAUCGCCACUGGUCUAGAUAAAAUUGAACGAGACCUUAAAAAGCCUGAAGGUGUAUACGAAGCGGCCCAUUCAAAAUGGGAGUCCAAAGUUUCCGCUGAGGCUCCUAGUGAAGAAGCAAAAGACGAGAUAAUUAGGCAAUGGCAAACCUUGCGUUUUUUGAGAUCGCAGUACCUAUUUGACUUCAACAAAGUUAAUGAAAAUACUGGUGUUGACGGUUUAUUUGAAAGCUACGAAAAAGCCGAAGUAUUAAAUAAUGAUAUCAAAAAGAAGCUUCUGUGUAAAAUAAACCAAGGUCACAAAAAGAAACUUCAAGAGGCUAAAGAAUAUAGGAUCGGAAAAGAGCAGAAAAAGAGAGCUUUAGAGGAAGGGCCAUUGUGUAGCGAAGAAAAGGAUAUUAAGUUAAAACGUUUAGAUGACAGUUCUCUAGCGGAUGGAGAUGAGUUAAAAAGGAAAACGGCAGCAUCUGGGCAAGAACCGAUAGAAGAAAAUGCUAAAGUCGCAGUUGCAGAUAUCCCUUCUCAAUAUCCCGGUGAGACGACGGAGAAGAAAGUAUUUUCUUCACAUAGCAACAUAGCGCAGUCAGAAAAUGCAGAAAAUAAUUCGAUGUAA
Molecule: messenger RNA, 2298 nt
Organism: Saccharomyces eubayanus
Lineage: Eukaryota; Fungi; Ascomycota; Saccharomycetes; Saccharomycetales; Saccharomycetaceae
Gene: HPR1
Product: Hpr1p
Exons: 1
Coding region: 1-2298 (765 amino acids)
Source: RefSeq, a predicted model, not a curated record